CGUGGUGUGGUGGGCGGGGCUCGCCGUAUCAUGGAGGAUCAGUAGGCGAACGGCAGCCAGCAGAGGAAGGCAGGCACCGCUCCGACCCCGGGACGCCGUCAGCCGUUCACCGCCACACAGCUGCCCCAGCAUGGACAUGAAGAAGAGGAUCACCCUGGAGCUGCGGAACCGGAACCCGGCGGAGAUCGCAGAGCUGGUGCUGGACAACAGCCGCUCGGCAGACGGCGAGGUCGACGGUCUGACCGAUGAGUUCACGGAGCUCGAGUUCCUCAGCAUGGUCAACGUUGGUCUGACCUCGUUCGCCAAGCUGCCCUCGCUGCCCAAACUACGCAAGUUGGAGCUGAGCGAUAACAAUUUGUCGGGUUCUCUUGAGAUGCUGUCGGAGAAAUGUCCAAACCUGACCUACCUGAACCUGAGUGGGAACAAGAUCAAAGAGCUGAGCACUGUGGAGGCGCUGCAACACCUGAAGAGCCUGCAGAGCCUUGACCUGUUUAACUGCGAGAUCACGUCUCUGGAGGAGUACCGGGAGAGCGUGUUUGAGCUGCUGCCCCAGGUGACCUACCUGGACGGCUUCGACCAGGAGGACAACGAGGCACCCGACUCCGAGGCGGAGGACGAAGAUGAGGAUGGCGAGGACGGGGCGGGGCCAACUGGCGCGUACGAUGAGGAGGAAGACGAGGACGAGGACGGCUCGGAGAGCGCAGAGGCGGGGCUGGGUUUCCAGGUGAACCGCGCCAACCAGGAUGACGAUGAGGAAGACGAAGAGGAGGAGGAUGAUGAUGCGGCGGGCGUUCAGGGACAGAAGAGGAAGAGACAGGCGGACGAUGAAGGCGAGGAGGAUGACGAUGAUGAUGAUGUCUAACCUUGUAGCUGGCCGCCGUCUGUGUGGCGUCCUGUUCUCCUUGGCGGCGGCGUCCCCUGAGAUAGUUUGCGUUUGUGAGUCAAGUGUUUAAUUUUAGAGAAUUUCUGAGAGAUUUUAUCCGAACCCCACGCUUCCUGCUGAAGACGCCACGUUUCCCUCUUUUCCCACCCCGAACUUUGAGCCGCGUCUGAACGCCUCGCUAGUUUGCUGAGCUUCCCGCGUCCUCAGCGGGUUUCAGCUCCUGUGGUCGCCGUUUUCUUUAUUAUUUCAGGGGCCGCGUUUCCUCCGAGGGGACUGAACGGCCUCCCGAUGGUUUGUCCUACACUUCCCACACAGCAGAAAGCCACUAGCUUCCAGCGUUAGCGUGUUAGAGCUACAGACAGACGAAAAUUAGACCAAUGAGUCCAACCCGCUUCGUCCGAUCAGCCCGGCCCCACCUCGCCGUCUGCUCGGGUUUUCGUUGGCGGUUUACUGCGAGCAGGAACUGCAGCCAUCCGAUAAACGCACUUUCACCUUCCCAGCAGCAGGGCGCGCUCUCCAAAUGUCAUGACCUCCCUGAAACCAUGACCUGAAACUUCCUGUUACACAUGACAGUGAAACAGGAAGUGAUUAGUUUAAAGAUAAAGCUGAGAACGUGAUGGGAGCGUUUGAGUUUUCACGAUAUCAGCUCCUCCAUCAGAGUUCAAGCUGGAACAUUCAGGAGUCAGUCAGGAAAAAUGGGCGGUGCUUCCGAAAAUAUCACCUGAUGUGAAAUUGAAAUUGUGUGAUUUGGAUGUUUUACGAUCGUUUUUAAUGCAUUUCAGAGGCUAAACGGCUUGAAGAAAGUUACACUAAACCCCUUCCAUCUAAAUAAAUACACAUUUUAUUUAUUUAUGUUAGUUUUUCUCACCAGUCGCUUUGAAAUGGUCGUUACUGUUGCUGUGUUAGCGCCCCCUGCUGCCUUUGAACUGGUGUGUUGUCAUUCAACAGGUCAAAGUGUGUGACCUGCUGAGGUCAGGGUGAACUCACCACUUCUAAGGCAAUACUGUAAAUAGACUCAGUUUGGGGUUUUUUAAGUUUUUUAUUUUGAUGUAUCUGCAGCGAGGUAACCCCAUCUCUGACCUUUGAACCCUCACCCUGUCUGUAGGGUCAAGAUGUUUUACUCUUUGUGGUGUUUGAGUUUUAAAUAAAAGAUUUUAAACAAGUAAAA
This is a messenger RNA of Neolamprologus brichardi, 2051 nucleotides long. RefSeq names its product putative acidic leucine-rich nuclear phosphoprotein 32 family member C. Lineage: Eukaryota; Metazoa; Chordata; Actinopteri; Cichliformes; Cichlidae. Gene Ontology annotation, cellular component: nucleus. Gene Ontology annotation, biological process: regulation of apoptotic process. Gene Ontology annotation, molecular function: histone binding; phosphatase inhibitor activity. The record is from RefSeq and is a predicted model, not a curated record.